Molecule: messenger RNA, 1362 nt
Organism: Closterium sp. NIES-65
Lineage: Eukaryota; Viridiplantae; Streptophyta; Zygnematophyceae; Desmidiales; Closteriaceae
Source: the annotation of a GenBank genome assembly
AUGGAGAAGUUCGGCGCGCUCGAUGACGUCAUCGUACUCAAGGAUCGGAGCACCGGGCGGUCUCGAGGGUUUGGCUACGUCACGUUCAGCCUCCUCGCAGACGCGCAGAGCGUGGCGCAGAUGAAGCACACCCUGGGAGGCCGGCAGCUGGAAGUCAAGACGGCCACGCCCAAGGAGGAGAUGUCCAAGGGCCCCAAGGUGUCGUCCACACGCAUAUUCGUCGCGCGCGUGCCCACCACCGUCACAGAGGACAGAUUUAAGAGGUACUUCGGAGCGUUUGGCAAUGUGACUGACUGCUACAUGCCCAAGGGCCACGGGUCCAACCCGCAUCGUAACAUCGGCUUUGUGACCUUUGAUGACGCAGCAUCGGUGGACAAGGUGUUGGAAGAGCCGCGGGAGUUGGAUGGAGCCACGCUCGCCAUCGACAGAGCCACGCCUAAGGACGAGGGGCCAAGGGGCGGAGGUGGAGGGGGCUACCGCGGGUCCCCAGCACGCCCGUUCCGCGCGUACCCCCCAGGGGCCAUGGCGCUGCCCAUGUCGCCCUUCGACUUCAUGCCCCCCAUGGCGGCCUUCGCCUCCGCCUACCCCGCCUACCCCCCCGCCAUGCUCUAUGGCGCGCCCAGGGAGCCCGCCUAUACUGCUGCGCCUCCUCCUCCGCAGGGGCAUGGGGGGGCGGGCGGGCAGGGGUAUGGGGGGGGAGGCGGGGGCAGGGCGGUGCACCCGACCAAGAUAUUUGUGGGGAAGCUGCCGCAUGACGCCACUGUGGGGGACAUUCGCGAGUACUUCGGGCGGUUUGGACCAGUGGAGGACGUCUACCUUCCCAAGGACUCGGCCAAGGGAGGGCACAGGGGGUUCUGCUUCGUGACGUUCCUGGAGGAGGAGGUGGCAGCCUUCGUUGCCAAGAGGCAGCAUGAGAUCUGUGGCCGCACCGUCAGUGCCUCCUCUUCCCCUCUCCCUUCUCUCCCCUCUCCUCUCUCCCCUCCCUCCCCCCUUCGUCCCUCCCCUUCCCCUCUCCCCCGCCCAUCCCCUCGCAUUUCUCUUCCUCCGUCGCCGUUCCUGGUGGCGGUGGAGAGGGCAACGCCACAGGAAGGCGCUCCCCCCCCAGCCCCCUCCUCCGCCGCGUACCUGCCCUCCGCAUAUGCCCCUGCCCCCUCCGACCCCUCCCUGGGUCCCUCCUCAGGGCCCAGGAGCCCGGGGGCAGCAGCGGCGGCGGCAGCAGCGCAGGGCUAUUACAUGGCGGCAGCGCAGCAGGCGUAUGGGCAGGCGCCUGCUCCUGGGGCUGAGUACGGGCAAGCUGCGGUGAGUGCUUGCUUUGCUGUUGCCGUGCUGGUUGUCGUCUUGUGUGUGUGUGUGUCUGGGUGA